CAGUGGAGUAUGUUUUAUUUGCUUGCUGGCUGGUGCUGAUGCUGCUAAGGCACACGGCCUCAUCACAUCAGCCAAGCAUGCUCUGUCAUAGAGGCCUAAACCGGCACGUCACUGAAGGGGGACGAGGCACACCGAGCCCAGUGACACCAGCCAGAGAUGUGUCCUGCUUUUCGUAGUACCGGGAAGAAUCGCUUAAUGGAUCUUGGCUGAUCUAAAUCCAGUACAAUAUCGUACCCAAAACAAGGCGAGGAUGGCAAAACGAGAUUACUUGGUGGAGGCAGCCAAGCAGAUCCGCAUGGCUCUGGACAGCGAGGUCAACGAGGACUAUGAGGCUGCUUUCAGUUAUUAUAAGAAUGGCGUGGACUUACUGCUCAAUGGGGUCCAGUUGGACCCAAACAAGGAGCGUCGGGAGGCUGUGAAGAGGAAAACAACCCAGUAUUUGAAGAGGGCAGAAGAAAUCUUCAUAACACAUCUACAGCACAACCUGGGGAAGGGCAGUUCGCAUUUAGGGGGCUACAGCAGUCUGAGAUUCCGUCCUGUCAGACACUUGAGUUCUCCUGUAGAAGAUCUGGAGAUGUGUAAGGUGGUGGGCAUCAGUGAUAAGGUCCUUGUUGUCCAAAGUAUGGUGAAUAAAGAAACUUUCAUUGUAAAGAGUCUGAUGAAGUCCAGCUGGGAGAGCAGAGAGCAGCCAACCAUCAUCCCUCAAGGGGUUCCCUACAUGGUGAAGCUGCUCAGGUAUUACGUCAGCGAGGACGCCGUUUACCUCCAUCUUGAGCAUGUCAAAGGUGGGAGGCUUUUCUCCAAACUUCAAAUGCUCAGAAAGGAGCGAGCCAAAGAACACCCAGAAUGCAUCUCUUCCGGCCAGCGCAACAUGAAAAUGAAGAGCAGCUACACUUCCCCGGCCAUCUACUCAGACUACCAGCACAACACCGGCAUGGAAAGCACUCCUCGGAAGCUCAGUGAUGAGAACCCGGAUGUGGACGAUCCAAGGACUUGGGAUGAGACGCAGCAGCGUCUGGAGAGCUGUGGGACUCACUCCUACAUCGAGGAGACGGGUUGCCUGCAGAACUCACGCUCCGCAGCGUCAUUUUACACCAAACUGAAGCGUGUGACUCUAUUGUCAGGACCAGCAAGAACGCAGGUUAGCACGAGCAUCCAUCCACCAGCUCCUACUUUGUGCUUGCACGCAUCUCAAACUCAGGACAAGCCCGCUCUUCCUCUGUCGUGUGCUCGUGUCAGCCAUGCUCUGAAUGCCAUGUCGGGACUCCAGGACAGUAAAGCUGGAGUAGGACUAUUAGAAUGCAGCGUGGCGUUUGAAGUGGCUUGGAAAGCCGCUGAUCCAGCACUUGGAGGUGAACAAGCAAACCCCUAUGCAGUCACAGAGAGCAGCUUCAAGAGCAAACCUCACGCCAAUCAGACCUCCAUUACAAACACAGAACCUCCAAACAGUGACAGUCGUAUGUUGAGCUCGUCUCCCGCUAUUUUGCAUCUGCCUCUUCAUUGUCAAACACAACUCCACGGAAUCAACACCGCCUUUCACCAAGCAUCCAUUUUAAGUGCGGCGGACAAGGUGACACACUUUGAGGCGAAGCAGGCCACCAGCAGUCCCACCUCAGAGGAACGAAAUGGAGUGGUGGUCCUCAGGAGCACAGACCAAGCGGUGUUCUCAGAUAACAGGGAAGCAACGACCACUUCAGGUUCCUGGCUUUUCUCUGCGAGGAAACAAGAGAUGAAGUCCAGCGGGGAAACGGAACCAAUUGAUGUGAGAGAAGGUGUGGAGGAAGCCUGUGAGAUGCUCAGCCCAGGACAGGUGGCCCCACCCUCAGAGGGGUCCUUUUCUAGUUGGUACUCCCCUCGCCCCGUCGGAGCUCAAAAGACGACAGAGGAAUCAUCAAUGAGAACGGAGGGGCAAGCUGAGGACCAGAUCAUUGAGGUGGAUGGAUGGUGUCACCUACCUCGUAUCCCGGUCAAAUCCUCAGAUAAGUCCGCCCACCGGGAUUACUGGGGGCUCCCAGAAUCAGAGGUGCGUGUGUGGGGGGCUCAGAUCCUUCUGGCGCUGGAGAGUCUUCAUCAGCAGGGCAUCAUAUGUCGGGAUCUCAACCCCAGGAACGUGCUGCUUACCAGCAGUGGCAAAGUGUGUUUGACAUUUUUUGGGCAGUGGAGUGAGGUUCAGUCAGAGAUCGACACCAAUACCAUGGAACAAAUGUACUGUGCUCCAGAAAUCGGUGGUGUAUCCAGAGUCUCUGAAGCUUGUGAUUGGUGGAGUCUUGGAGUUUUGUUGUUUGAACUUCUCACAGGAAUGCCCCUAUGGCAGCUCCACCCAGCAGGAAUUACCUCCCACACACAGCUACUCAUCCCGGACCACCUGAGCACUGCAGCUGCAUCCCUGCUUACUGAGUUGCUUCAGUUUGACGCCGGCUAUCGCCUGGGGUCCGGAGGUGGAGGUGUGAGUGACAUCAAGUGUCAUCCCUUCUUUAGUAGUGUCUCCUGGAAAGCCAUGAACUGCUAGCUCAUCCUGACAUGCGUCCAUCCUGGGUGCAGCACCAGAGUUUGGUGUCUUUGUGUGCUUCCCAAAGAAAAAUGAUCACAGUGAGUGAUGAUGGAACGACCAAGUACCGCCAACAUUAUCCUAAUAGAGAUUUACUUAACAUAUCAGAAUAUUUUGACUUUUUGAUUGAUAAUUUUGUAUAUCUAUGCUUAUUUGAUCCUCACUAAGCAUGAAAAAAACCUGUAAGACUGACAAUCUUUGAGGUCUGAAUGAGUAUCAGGCAACAAAUGACAUAAUACUGUCAUUGUCACACCACCUUUGUACACUUUCUGGAAUACUUAUUGCCUGAAGACAAACCAAAACAAACAUAUUUUGGUAGCGUGUGGGUUAUUUAGUAAUUCCAAUAAACUGUAAGGUAAGAUGUCAACACUAUGCAGAAAUAUACUAGUAGUUUCCAUGCAUACAGUAUGUAAAACACAGUAACAUUUAUAGCAAUUAAACUGAAA
Molecule: messenger RNA, 2994 nt
Organism: Doryrhamphus excisus (bluestripe pipefish)
Lineage: Eukaryota; Metazoa; Chordata; Actinopteri; Syngnathiformes; Syngnathidae
Gene: rps6kl1
Product: ribosomal protein S6 kinase-like 1
Biological process (GO): protein phosphorylation
Molecular function (GO): protein kinase activity; ATP binding
Source: RefSeq, a predicted model, not a curated record